AUGGAUUUUACUGAAAACCCCUGGGAAGAGGUGGCUGAUGCGUCAAUUGUGGGGGGAACAGUGGGGGAAACGGUACGGGACGAUGCUGUUUCCUUGGAGCAGACGGUGAGCGAGCAUACAAGUGACGAGGAGUCGUCGAUGGAUUUUGGGGAUUUCGAAGAGGUGCAGUACGACCGACCCGAGAUCGACUUUGGGGUGUUGCGACAGGUGGGGGAACGCAACAAGGCCGAUGACAAGGUGUUGGAGUUCAGUGGAGACUGGACAGACAGGUACUUGGCGUUGGUUUCGAAGAAACGCCAAUGGAACACACAGCAACAGCAGAAAACGUACCGAACGCGCGUGGCCUACAAGGACACAGAAAUACACCGCAAGCUGCAAACGACCGCGCAGCACUGGACGAGCGUGGAGAAGCGCGUGGCCGCCGAGACAGGCGUGACGAACCUGUUCAGCUGGUCGAGCACCAGGGAGACGGCCACGCCGGCGAAGAAGACGCACCAGAUCAACAACAAGCUGUUGCGGGUUGCCGCUUCGCGGAGCCGCAAGAUCAUUGACGACCGGCUCGAGGUUCAGCGGCAGCAGCGCAAGAAGCUGGACGCAGAGCGACGCGAGCGGGAGCGGCGAAUAUUCGAAGAACAACAGCGCAAGGAGCAGGAGGCCCGCAAGUACCAGGUGGUGGAUGUGCCGCAACGGAAGGAGAAGACGUUUUUUGGCCGUAUUUUUGGCGAAAAGAGCAAAAUUUCGGCCGACAGUUUAUCCCACGACAAGGUUGCGCAGCCCACGGAUGGUGGAGAGGACGCGGGGGAUAUGAUCAAGGAGAUCAAGGAGAAGCUGAAACGCAGAGAGGACAGCGACGACGAAGAGAAGGAGGUGGAUUACGGCGAGAUCGGGAACGACAUGGAGUGGGAGCCCAACUUCCAAGAAGAAGAAAAUCAGGAGGGUCUCGAUCAUGUGAUCGAGGGACCUAUCCGAGAAACGCCAAGCGAGCCGGAAACAGACACCGAUUCGGAGUUUGACGAGUUUGUUUCCGAGCCCACCCCGACCGUUGUGGAGAGCGACCCGGUCACGCCAAACCAACCAACUAAUCUAAUCGACCUAUAG
Ogataea philodendri is the source of this 1098-nucleotide messenger RNA. RefSeq lists its product as uncharacterized. The transcript has a single exon. The record is from RefSeq and is a predicted model, not a curated record. Bases 1 to 1098 code for a protein of 365 amino acids. Lineage: Eukaryota; Fungi; Ascomycota; Pichiomycetes; Pichiales; Pichiaceae.